AGAGCAGAGGAGCGGCUGGGAGGAGAAGAGAAGAGAAGAGCAGAGAAGAGCUGGAGCCGUGCUGGGGGAAAAAAAAACUAGGGACAGACAGCGAGUCCCGUAUAAUAGCGGAAGCUAUGAGCGCGUAUUUACGGAGCGUCUCCAUGCCAUGAGAAUAUUCCUUUUGCCUCCAAAGCGACUUGUUCUUGUCCAAGCGAGUAGUUUUGUAGCGAUUCAGAAGGACAGACAGCUGGACUGACACACUUCCACAGAGGAACCGCUGAAAGCUUUACAUGUGGCGAGUUGUUUAGAAAGCUGAUAAAGACUAAACGUGGCCAAGAGUUUGCUGUAAGCGCCGGAUUAAUUAAAGGGAGUCUGGGAAGAAGCAUAAGGUGGGGCAGAAGAGUGAGAGCUGAGCGGGGCUGAGCGCUUCCACUCUGUUCGCUCCUUCUGCUUACUGUAACUCAGUCCUUCACGGAGAAGAGAAAGGAAAGAGGAGAAGAAAAAAAAACACGAAGAUAUUUUUUUUUCGCUCGCUGGAAUUUGGGGCGCGUUCACAAGCGCCUGCUAUUUCGGCUCACGGGGAGCACUUGAGAGUGUAAAUAUCUCCCAUCGUGGACACAUUUCGGGCAGGAAAUUGUCCCGUCUGGUUGUUGGACCAUGGCCGACGACGACGUCCUUUUCGAAGACGUUUACGAGCUGUGCGAGGUCAUUGGGAAGGGCCCAUUUAGCGUGGUGAGGAGAUGUAUCAACAGAGAGACGGGCCAACAGUUUGCAGUGAAGAUUGUAGACGUGGCGAAGUUCACCUCCAGCCCUGGCCUCAGUACAGAAGACCUGAAGAGAGAGGCCAGCAUCUGUCACAUGCUUAAACACCCUCAUAUUGUGGAGUUGCUGGAAACCUACAGCUCAGAUGGAAUGCUCUACAUGGUCUUUGAGUUUAUGGAUGGAGCAGACCUCUGCUUUGAGAUCGUAAAGCGAGCAGAUGCUGGGUUUGUCUACAGUGAAGCUGUAGCCAGUCAUUACAUGAGACAGAUCCUCGAAGCACUGCGGUACUGCCAUGACAACAACAUUAUUCAUCGAGAUGUAAAGCCUCACUGUGUAUUACUGGCAUCAAAGGAGAACUCUGCUCCCGUGAAGCUGGGUGGUUUUGGUGUUGCUAUACAGCUUGGAGAGUCGGGAUUAGUGGCUGGAGGCCGAGUGGGCACCCCUCACUUCAUGGCUCCUGAGGUGGUGAAGAGAGAGCCGUAUGGGAAGCCAGUGGAUGUGUGGGGCUGUGGAGUCAUCCUGUUCAUCCUGCUCAGUGGCUGCCUGCCCUUCUAUGGCACGAAAGAGCGCCUGUUUGAGGCCAUUAUUAAAGGCAAAUACAAGAUGAAUCCUCGGCAGUGGGCUCAAAUCUCGGAGAGUGCUAAAGACUUGGUACGACGCAUGCUGAUGCUGGAUCCCGCUGAGAGGAUCACCGUGUACGAGGCCCUUAAUCACCCAUGGCUCAAGGAGAGAGAUCGCUACGCCUACAAAAUCCACCUGCCUGAGACCGUAGAACAGCUGAGGAAGUUCAAUGCACGGAGAAAGCUCAAAGGUGCUGUUUUAGCAGCAGUCUCCAGCCACAAGUUCAGCUCGUUCUACGGUGACCCACCUGAGGAGCUGCCAGACUUCUCUGAAGAUCCAACCUCAUCUGGGGCUAUAUCGCAGGUACUGGAUAGCCUGGAGGAGAUCCAUGCACUAACCGAUUGCAGUGAGAAAGACCUGGACUUUCUGCACAGUGUCUUCCAGGACCAGCAUCUCCACACGCUACUUGAUCUUUACGACAAGAUAAACACCAAGUCCUCCCCACAGAUCAGGAAUGCUCCAAGUGAUGCUGUUCAGAGAGCCAAAGAGGUACUAGAAGAGAUUUCCUGCUAUCCAGAUAAUACGGAUAUUAAAGAACUGAGGAGAAUCCUAACCCAGCCCCAUUUUAUGGCCUUACUGCAGACUCAUGAUGUGGUAGCUCAUGAAGUGUACAGUGAUGAGGCACUGAGGGUCACACCCCCUCCAACCUCACCAUAUUUGAACGGAGACUCGCCUGAGAGCACCAACGGGGACAUGGACCUGGAAAACGUCACUCGAGUACGCCUGGUACAGUUCCAGAAGAACACAGAUGAGCCCAUGGGUAUCACGCUGAAGAUGAACGACCAGAACCACUGCAUCGUGGCCAGAAUAAUGCAUGGUGGCAUGAUUCAUAGACAAGGAACUUUGCAUAUUGGAGAUGAGAUCCGGGAGAUCAACAGCAUCAGCGUAGCUAAUCAGACAGUGGAGCAGCUCCAAAAAAUGCUUAGGGAAAUGAGGGGCAGCAUCACCUUUAAGAUUGUCCCAAGCUACCGGAUGCAGCAAUCGUCUUGUGAGAAAGAGUCCCCUACCACCUCCAGACAGUCCCCUGCUAAUGGCCAUUCCAGCGUUAACAGUUCUAUCUUGGACCUGCCGUCGACUAUCCAGCCAAAAGCACGACAGAUCUAUGUGCGGGCACAGUUUGAGUAUGACCCAGCCAAAGAUGAGCUCAUUCCUUGCAAAGAAGCAGGCAUUCGGUUCAGAGUAGGAGACAUCAUCCAGAUCAUCAACAAGGAUGACCAUAACUGGUGGCAGGGGAGGCUGGAGAACACAAAGAAUGGUACAGCUGGGCUCAUUCCAUCUCCAGAGCUGCAAGAGUGGCGGGUGGCCUGCAUAGCGAUGGAGAAAACAAAGCAGGAGCAGCAAGCCAGCUGUACUUGGUUUGGCAAGAAAAAGAAGCAGUACAAAGACAAGUAUCUAGCAAAGCACAGUGCAGUGUUUGAUCAACUAGACCUUGUCACUUAUGAAGAAGUUGUGAAGUUACCAGCUUUCAAAAGGAAAACACUAGUUUUAUUAGGAGCUCAUGGUGUUGGCAGAAGACACAUCAAGAACACACUCAUCACUAAACAUCCCGACAGUUUUGCUUACCCCAUUCCACACACAACCAGACCUCCUAAAAAGGAUGAAGAGAAUGGCAAGAACUAUUACUUUGUAUCACAUGACCAAAUGAUGCAGGACAUUGCCAACAAUGAUUACCUGGAGUAUGGGAGCCAUGAGGAUGCCAUGUACGGAACACGGCUGGAGACGAUACGCAAAAUCCACGAGCAGGGCCUCAUAUCUAUACUUGAUGUAGAACCACAGGCGCUGAAGGUCUUGAGGACGGCAGAGUUCGCUCCUUAUGUGGUUUUCAUCGCUGCACCAACCAUCACUCCAGGCAUGAAUGAGGAUGAAUCACUACUGCGACUGCAGAAGGAGUCAGAGAUCCUCCAGAAGACCUACGCACACUACUUUGACCAGACCAUCAUCAACAACGAGAUCGAUGAGACGAUCCGACACCUGGAGGAGGCUAUAGACCUGGUGUGCACUACAGCACAAUGGGUUCCUGUGUCCUGGGUCUACUAGAAAUACUAUUAACUCUUCUCAAAUUCCACCUUAAAGCCCCAGACUAUUUGUGACGCAUCUUUGCAACAAAAAAACAUACAAAUAAAUACAUAAAUAAAUGAUUAAGAAGAAAAGAAAAAGAACCACUUUUCCCUGGAGAAAGGAUCCACCUCUGAUUUGUCGGUACAUGACAUGCAGGCAAAUCCACUUAGCCCUUCAGACUACAUAGAUGUAGUGUUGUAUAAAACAAAAUAAUGCAGUUGUGAAUACUGACGUGUCCUUAUUGAUGAGAUGCAGCAUUUUAUAGAGUUUUGAUUUAAAAAGACAGUAUCUUAAAAGUUUUACUUUCUUCUCAAACAGAGGAACAGCAGACAUGUUGCAGCAGCGCAUCAACACGUUUUCAGUUCAGAACCUAUAUUUCCACCAGCCUUUACAAAACAUCCCUCACUGGAACCCAUUAGUAUCCCUGUGUAUCACAAGCUGCUGUUUUAAGCACAACCAGAUACUGUUACUCUAAACAAGUCCAUAACUCUGAGAUCUAAGUUCUCAUGCAUGUGAACAUUCAGAGUCUUGCAUACUGUCAGUGUUAGCAGUGUAACGCUACUGUUAUCCACAGCACACAACAUUCCAUAUGUCUGGAUAAAUUCACACCAUGUGAAGACCAGUGAAGAAUGAAGAUUAAAAAAAAAAGACCUAUGCAUCUUUGGGCACAUCGGGACAUUUCGGACAACUUUCUGACAAAUUCUUUUUAUCGACCAUGUAGUGAGAUGUUAAUGUCUCAAUUUAAUUUGUUGUAAAAAAAAAAAAAAAAAACAAACAAAAGAAAAACCUUGAGAUAAAAAAAAAGACAAAAAACAUAAAUCCUCUAAAUUGGUUUCACUAUUACAGAAAUGUGUCAUUAUAUAUUAAUGUUUUCAUGAAGCUGAAUCAAAAGCAGAUUUAUAUUCAGAGUGAUUGUUUCAGAGUUGCACAUAGACACAUUUUGUAAAAUGAACUGUGUUGCAAAACAAUAAUAAUCAUCUGAAUGAUUCUGUAUAUGACAAACUGUUUAUUUCAGACUGCCCUGUGUAAAUUCCUCUGCUGAUGACCGAGCAGCUCUUCAGUAUGAACCAUUUUUUAAAUAUAUUUCCUUUUCUGUGGUGAA
This is a messenger RNA of Tachysurus vachellii, 4525 nucleotides long. It is a transcript of the gene caska, whose product is annotated as calcium/calmodulin-dependent serine protein kinase a. The transcript is spliced from 26 exons. NCBI's taxonomy places the organism in Eukaryota, Metazoa, Chordata, Actinopteri, Siluriformes, Bagridae. Gene Ontology annotation, cellular component: cell-cell junction; plasma membrane; basolateral plasma membrane. Gene Ontology annotation, biological process: protein phosphorylation; regulation of neurotransmitter secretion. The record is from RefSeq and is a predicted model, not a curated record. Bases 640 to 3402 code for a protein of 920 amino acids. Gene Ontology annotation, molecular function: ATP binding; signaling receptor binding; protein kinase activity.